AGGCCAGGACUACCAGGCCCCCCAGGUGUCCCCUAUGUGGAGGGCAAUGGGAUGAGCAGUCUGUACAAACUGCAGAGUGGAGGAGCCAUCUCAGGACCCCCUGGAGCACCAGGUGCACAAGGCCCCAAAGGAGACGAGGGAAGAGUGGGAGAUCCCGGAUCCAUGGGUUUACCUGGACUAGAAGGACUACCUGGAGCCAAGGGUGAUCUGGGGAUACCUGGAGCCCCUGGAAUACCUGGCCCUUCAGGGAAACCUGGAGCUCGUGGUGAUUCGGGGAUCCCUGGGGAACCGGGUGAGAGGGGCCCGCUGGGGGAGACAGGAUUCCCAGGACCUGAGGGACCCCAAGGUGCUCCUGGGAGGCCCGGGAAAGAUGGACUUCCUGGGUACGAGGGAGCCACAGGUAGACUAGGAGACAGAGGAUCCAAGGGAGAACGGGGGGACCCGGGGAUACCUGGAGCGAGGGGAGUCCAAGGAGAGAGGGGAAGGACAGGAGACCCAGGAAUAGUGGGACCUAUUGGGCCCCAAGGCCACCGAGGAGACCCUGGCCCCCCAGGUCCCAUAGCAUCACCAAGCCCUCUGAAUGAUGCCAACUCCAUGGAGGAAAUUAAAAUGUUUAUCCGGAAUGAAGUAUUGCGGUUGUUUGAAGAGAGACUAUCAAGCCAUGCCAUGCAGAAGACGCCGGCGGCCAUUUUAGCAGCGCAGGUUCGACAGGGUUCUCCCGGUCCCCCUGGCAACGAUGGAUCCCCAGGGUCUCCAGGGGAAGAAGGCCCCCCCGGCCCUCAAGGGUACAGAGGUCAGAAAGGAGAGAGGGGUCAGCUAGGUCUGGGGAUACCAGGAGCUCCAGGUCUGGCAGGACCACCAGGUGAACCUGGAAGCAGUAUCCAGGGGCCAUCGGGCCCUUCAGGUCCCCAGGGAUCUCAUGGUAAAUGUGAUCCCAGUGACUGUCUCCAUCCAUCCUCUCACUCCCAGACGGAACGGCUAGGGCCCCCUCAACUGAUAGGGGACCCUUCAAUGAAUAAGGGCCCUCUCAAUGGCUAG
Molecule: messenger RNA, 1038 nt
Organism: Oncorhynchus gorbuscha (pink salmon)
Lineage: Eukaryota; Metazoa; Chordata; Actinopteri; Salmoniformes; Salmonidae
Product: collagen alpha-1(XIX) chain-like
Exons: 15
Coding region: 52-1038 (328 amino acids)
Source: RefSeq, a predicted model, not a curated record